AUGGCUCCAUCCGCUAAGGCUACUGCUGCUAAGAAGGCCGUUGUUAAAGGUACCAAUGGUAAGAAGGCUUUGAAGGUCAGAACCUCUGCCACUUUCAGAUUGCCAAAGACUUUGAAAUUGGCUAGAGCACCAAAAUAUGCCACUAAAGCAGUCCCACACCACAUCAGAUUGGAUUCUUACAAGGUGAUCGAACAACCAAUCACUUCUGAAACCGCUAUGAAGAAGGUUGAAGAUGGUAACACUUUGGUUUUCCAAGUUUCUUUGAAGGCUAACAAGUACCAAAUUAAGAGAGCUGUCAAGGAGCUAUACGAAAUUGAUGUGCAAUCAGUUAACACUUUGAUUAGACCAAAUGGUACCAAGAAGGCUUACGUUAGAUUGACUGCUGACCACGAUGCCUUGGAUAUCGCUAACAGAAUCGGUUACAUCUAA
Messenger RNA from Torulaspora delbrueckii, 429 nucleotides. RefSeq names its product 60S ribosomal protein uL23 (gene RPL25). The transcript has a single exon. Gene Ontology annotation, biological process: ribosomal large subunit assembly; translation. Gene Ontology annotation, cellular component: ribosome; cytosolic large ribosomal subunit. The record is from RefSeq and is a predicted model, not a curated record. Gene Ontology annotation, molecular function: structural constituent of ribosome; rRNA binding. NCBI's taxonomy places the organism in Eukaryota, Fungi, Ascomycota, Saccharomycetes, Saccharomycetales, Saccharomycetaceae. The coding region runs from base 1 to 429 and encodes 142 amino acids.